AUGUUUUCUAGACUCUCGAUCAACUCACAUGAUUCUAGCGAUCAACCUUCACCCUUGACGUCCUCAUCGUCGACCUCGUCUCUACUCGAAGGCGCGCAUCUAUCAUUAGACACUGCAGUUGAUCUAUCUGAGGCUCCCGAUUAUGCGAUUUCAUGUGUCAAUGGUUUAUCUUCCGCUGGAUUGUUUGAGGACGCGGCAGUCAUUUCCCAAGGAUAUUUGCACGAGAAACCAAACAAUGCACUGCUUUUGAAGCACUUGGCUAAAGGUUUGUUUGAAACAGAACAUUACAGUGAGGCCAGCCAAAUAUACCAGCGUUUAGAGGCAAUGCAAGGUUUGGCAGACGACGAGCAGAAAAAGCUUUGGACCAUCAAAGCACUUCUUAACGAUGAUCGACCUGGAACAGCGCUUGAUGUAUUCCUCAGCACUCCUUCACUAGAGGAAUCUGCCAAGGGGCUUUACUUUAAAAGUCGUGCCUUGCGAAAACUGAAACAACCUGCAGCAGCAAGAGUCGCCGCUGAAAGGAUGAUUGAAACAGCGGGUGAAAAUAUAGUUGAUGAUUAUUGGGUUGAGUAUGGGUUGGUGUUAUAUGAUCUUCAGGACUUUGCAGGGUCCUUGCAAUAUUUGCGUCAGGGUGCAACGGAAGAUGUUAUUGAAUCGGCCCUGGGAUUGGCAGGUCAAGUGGAGGAAGCGGAAGAUAUGUUUAAUUCACGGCAUAAAUUGAGUUUGUGUCACCGCCGUGAAAUCACUAAUGGUCCAGCCACCGAUUGGGAAGAAUUUAGGGGGAGGGCAAAUUGGAUGAAGACACUUCCUGAACUACGUGCCCUAGUACGAGUCUCCUUUCGAAACUCCCUUCCAGAACCUGAGGACUUGGCCGGCUGUUUGUGUAUAUUAGGCACAAGACACCGAGAAGUUGGCGCUCACGAAGCAGCAUCCGCGUGUUUUGAACAUGCACUCAGAAUUAGUCAUACAUCUGCAUUUGUGUUAUCCAUGGCAGCUACGAACCUGGCUGCCAAUGUGCCUCAAAAUGAAACUGAUGAAGCUCGCUUUGCACGCCUCCAAAAAGCGGAUGAACUAUGGGAGCAAUUAUUGCAAAUUGGGCCAUAUACCGACGGCACCUUUGAAGUUCCACAUGCCGAAAUUUACCAUCGACGCGCAGAGCUAUGGAAAUGUAUCAAAACGCCGCUCUACGAGAAGUACUUGUUCAAGUAUGCGGAAAUUGUCAAGUCGCCCGAAGAACUUAUCUCGGUGGCAAAAGUUUUAAGGUCGAACCAGAAAACCGACGGAAUCAAUACGAUCGCAUAUAAAGAACGUGCCGAAAGAGUCGAUCAGUUGUAUUACGAAGCGCUACACUCUCCAGAAUACUCACCUACUCAUGCCCCCCAGAAAGCAGCCCAAGUAUAUGGAUGGCGUGUCGAUAACCUUGCCUAUGGUGAUAUUGAUCCGGAACGACAAGAACGAUUUCUCCGUCAGAAGAUGGAGCUUGACAGCAAUCCUGACCGCCUCUUAAACUUCAUUGGUAAAGCAGGCGGUCGUGACCACGAGGUACUUCAACUACUUGAAAGCGCCGAACGCAAAUUUGGUGGGAAAUACGUCGCACUGGUCAAGGAUCAAAGAAAAUACCUCAAGAGUGUCGAGAAGAGGAAAAAAACCACUGCGAAGAAAUUACCUGACGAUGCUCAUAAGUAUGAUCCGGUUCAGAGAAAUAUUAAACAAACAAGAGUGGCCGCAGGGUGGCAGGCAUGGAAGGCACAAAAGUAG
Sclerotinia borealis F-4128 is the source of this 1758-nucleotide messenger RNA. Lineage: Eukaryota; Fungi; Ascomycota; Leotiomycetes; Helotiales; Sclerotiniaceae. The record is from the annotation of a GenBank genome assembly.